AUGUCUGCGCCCGAAGUCCGUCAAGUCAAAAGACCACGGAUAUCACUGAGCUGUAGCGUUUGCCGAAGCCGAAAAGUCCGCUGCGGUCGUGAGCAACCAGCAUGUACAAACUGUAUUCGAUUGAAUAAAACAUGCGUUUACAAGGCUGUGGUUCUUGAAAAAUCGGCCAAUCGAGCCGAACAGCUAUAUCCCGGUUUCCGGGAAGAAUAUCUCAUUGGAGAUGAUCUUCCCAGUAGUCUGUCCCAGUCCCAGGGAAAUGCCGUUUCUCAAACAAAGGAAAAUCAUCCAAAUCAGAGCAAUCCAAACCGGGAUGGCGGUAAUAGCAUUAGCAACAACAACAACAACAACAACAGGGGCGCCUCAAGCCAUCCUCAUUCACGCGAGUAUCACAUGCUACCCGAUCUUGCUCAUUCAGCGGUGUACCCCUGGGAGCAAAGCAUGCAGGUUCUCAGCAACCAUGAGAUUGCCGGAUCUGGGGUCAGACCAGGUUCAUUUCCCAACCAGCGAUUAUCCACGCAGAAUCACCAGCCUAGUCUCCUUUCCCGGGACUAUCUAAGUCUACGACGAGGUAGUCGGGCUCGGUUCAUUAGUAAGACCUUCUGGGGGCUGGUUGCUGGACAGGAAAGACUUAGUGACGACUUUUUUGAUGAAAACCGUCAUACUCCUCUCGAGUUACCGCCCCCGCACAUCGCCGCCGUGGGUCUGUUCAAACUAUUGACAUCCUUGCCCGCCAAACCCGUGUGCGACGUAUUGCUCCAAUCCUUCUUCAUUGCGGUGUGGCCCCUAGUUCCUUUUCUGGAAACUUCGAGGAUUCAAGCAGACUACGAUGAUUUCUGGGAAUUUUGUCGGAAUAGUGAUAAUGCAAUACCCCCCUUAAAAUUUCAAGAUGACCCGACAUUCAUAUGCCUUCUUUUCGCCGUCCUGCUUUGUGGUGCUUCUGCCGCCCCUAUUUCCAUGUGGGAGUCAGUGAAACUUAAGACUUUGCGGAAGGAUACGAUAGUGGAUCAGUUAAGGUCAGCUUAUACAACCAGCCUCUCCAUGUGUGCAUACACCGAGCACCCAACAUUGAACUCCUUGGUCUCGACACUUCUGACAGGUCCAUUCAUCGAUGAUCCUUUGAAAUUGAUGCACAACAUAAUCUCUAUUAGCACAACUGUACGGAUAGCACAGACAAUGGGGUUGCAUUCCGAGUUAGCAUACUCUGCCCUGGACCCAGUUGCCCGGGAGAUGCGACGUCGGGUAUGGUGGCACAUUGUCUGGAUGGAUGUACAGUCAAGUAUUUCCGCUGGGCUACCCUUAUGCUGUGGCAGUGCAAUGCUGGGUGCAGUGGGCAUGGUGGCAUUUACGAGGGAUCGAGAUACCGGCAAUAUUUCAUCGUCGCCUGUGGAACCUUUGAGAUCGGGAGAAUCAAUAGCCAUGAUUUAUACCACAGGACGGUACGAGACAGCACGUCUGGAAUUGGAAAUUUUAAAUAGUCUACAAAGUGCGCAGGGGUUGAACCAUGAAGGGUUUAGAGAACUGGUCACCGCCACAAAGCAAUUUCAUCAGAAAAUCGACGCGCUCAUGACUAGGAUCCCGACUCAAGGGAUUCCAGAGGAGGGGUUCAUUUCUUCCCGCCUAGCUAACGCAACCAUGCUCACGCAUCCGGCUCUUUAUAAGGAUGAUACCAGUCAACACACUGUCUUUGGGACCUGGACACGCAUUACGCUGACACUCUUCAAGCUCGAAGUGUCAGUUUUAUUGCAGAAGCCAUUUUUGAAAACCCCUGAAUAUGGAAGCCUACCAGCUCAGAAGUUAUGGACCAGGCACAAGAAAGGAAAGACCCUGUUCCAGAUACAAGGCGUAAAAGUUUAG
Talaromyces stipitatus ATCC 10500 is the source of this 1854-nucleotide messenger RNA. RefSeq lists its product as uncharacterized. Gene Ontology annotation, biological process: regulation of DNA-templated transcription; DNA-templated transcription. Bases 1 to 1854 code for a protein of 617 amino acids. Lineage: Eukaryota; Fungi; Ascomycota; Eurotiomycetes; Eurotiales; Trichocomaceae. The transcript is spliced from 3 exons. Gene Ontology annotation, molecular function: DNA-binding transcription factor activity, RNA polymerase II-specific; DNA binding; zinc ion binding. The record is from RefSeq and is a predicted model, not a curated record.